Macrosiphum euphorbiae (potato aphid) is the source of this 714-nucleotide messenger RNA. The record is from the annotation of a GenBank genome assembly. Lineage: Eukaryota; Metazoa; Arthropoda; Insecta; Hemiptera; Aphididae.
AUGUACAGAGGAUCACGUAAAAAGUUCAAGCAGCCAGUUGCGUUUUAUUUGACUAAUGGUAACAUGGACAGUACAAAUUUAUCAAUAAUUAUCAAAGAAGUUAUUAAAGCAGUUCAGUCAACAGGACUUAAAGUAGUAUCUACCAUUUGUGAUCAAGCUCCAACAAAUGUUGCAGCAAUUAACCGAUUACUUAAAGAAACAAAUGAGAAGUAUGCAACAGAAGAUAAAGAAGGUCGAAGAUUUGGUUUUGAAAUAGGAACUCAAGGAAUUAUACCUCUCUAUGAUGUACCACAUUUGUUGAAAGGUCUACGAAAUAAUUUAGUUUCAAAAGAUCUUAAUUUCACAUAUGAUGAUAAGCAGAUGAUUGCAUCAUGGAAACAUGUCAUUGAAUAUUAUGAACUAGACAAGAACCAAAGUACUGGAGGGGAUCGUCUAGCCCCAAAGCUGACAGAUCACCAUAUUUAUCCUCAAAAAAUGAAAAAAAUGAAAGUUUCAUGUGCUGCUCAAGUAUUUAGCCAAAGAGUCGGUGCCAUUAUGAAAAGGUUGCCUGUGUUGUUGAAUACAUCAAACAAUCAGAGUCUACAGAAAAAAGUUCAAUCUACUGUAGAAGAUACCGAACACUUGUGUUUAUUCAUAGGUAACUUAUUCGAUGUGCCAAUGGCAAUACAAUUAAACCAGUUGCUGGAAAAGAAUUGCGAAGUGCAGUUACUUUAA